This is a messenger RNA of Racocetra fulgida, 133 nucleotides long. The record is from the annotation of a GenBank genome assembly. NCBI's taxonomy places the organism in Eukaryota, Fungi, Glomeromycota, Glomeromycetes, Diversisporales, Gigasporaceae.
GAUACUUUGGAAAUUCAUCAUAUAAAAACAAAGUUGUACCAAAGAAAAAUAUCUUAUCAAAAAUCAAAAAUUAUUGAAAAUGCUACCAAAAAUCAUGAAUUUUAUCAAAGCAAUACAGUUUAUGUUCCAACAA